Corticium candelabrum is the source of this 814-nucleotide messenger RNA. RefSeq lists its product as uncharacterized. The record is from RefSeq and is a predicted model, not a curated record. Bases 1 to 522 code for a protein of 173 amino acids. The transcript is spliced from 2 exons. Lineage: Eukaryota; Metazoa; Porifera; Homoscleromorpha; Homosclerophorida; Plakinidae.
AUGACGAAUAAGAGAUUAUGCACCUUUCUUGAAGAUGUCAUUCAGCCUUCUCCUGUUCCUUUUGCCGAGUCUCCGCCCAAAUACUGCAGCUCUAGUGACUUGGUCGUGACCCCGGAGAAAGAGAAGCGACAAAAACCUGCCAUCAAGUCAAAACCGACACUUCAUCAACAGCGUGAGAUCGAAAUUAUUGAGCCUAUUCCUCUUGGACGACCUCGAAUUAAUUCAAGCAUACGGAUUGUGACGUCAUUGAAUGAGGGUGUAGGCUCUUUUAGUGAACAGCAGGCUGUGGAAACUCUUCUGAAAGAAGAAAGGGCGAGACACGAAUUUAUUCAUAAGAGCUCCAAGGCUCUUAAUUACCCACAUCAUGCAAUGCGAUAUUCAGACUUGACUCCUUUGCAACUGGCCUCAGAAGACUCAGAGAUGAGGAGUCAAUCGUUUCAUCACCCCAGGCAACCAAAGACAUAUGUGAACUUUGUGUCUGUUGUUGUCCUGAUCUUUCAGGUAGAUUCAGCGAUGAGCUAAUUUAUGAAGUCUCUGAUUCGUUGAUGGAUGUACCAUUGCCUGCAACUAGUGCCACUCCCGUUCAUCCGGACAGUGCUCUACAGCUUUAUGAGUCAUUAAAUCCUACAGCAAUUGGGAACGGAACGACUUGAUACUAUUCUUGUACAUAGCAUGUGUUUAGAUGUAUGCACGGUACAGUAGAGACUGUACACUGUACCUAUAUAGGAAUGAAAGAAAAUACUGUAGUUAGUUGUGGGACGUCGUGUUAGUGGUGACAGUUUCUAUUCUUGGAGCACUGGGCGUGGUUUGUUUG